GUUUCCCCCUGAUCAUCUUUGCUCAUCACGAAGGAAGAAACAAACCACAUCAACAAGAUGAAGGUCACUUUCGUUGCCACUGUCUUUGUUAGCAUUUCCAUGGCACUGUAUUCAUCAGCCAACCCCAUCGAUUUGGGAUGCGGCACCGCAAGAAACGUCAUCGACUGCUACCUGUCACAGCUCUGUCCUCACUUCAAGCCCGAGGACGUCCUCACCUGCGACAAGGAGUUGAUGAUGAGCACGUCGUUGAUGUCGAUGACGAGUGACGUCAUGGUGUCGCAUUAUCUAAGAGAAGCACACAAGGAUAAAUUCUGUGACGCGGAUGGGCAGCGAUUCGGCUCAGCUUGCAAUGUGCUCGAUCACGUAUGCUUUGGUACAGAUACAUUUGACAUCACCUACUGCGAUGAAACUAAUCUACGAUUCCGUCGCAGUGGCUCCUUCUCUGGUAGCGAUUCUGGAUCUAAUUCUGGAUCUAAUUCUGGUCAUGUACACAUAGUCCCACAACCACCUGCAACCAAGCCACCUACAACCAAGGCAGCAAUAACAGAAAAAGCAACAACAGCAAUUGAUUGUGACACAUCCGACGAAGACGCCACCACCACGGCCGCCACAUCUGAGGAUGACACUACCACUCCCACAACACCUACAACACAAACGACUCCAACCACACCAACAACACCAACGACUCCAACCACACCAACAACGCCAACCACUCCUACAACACCAACCACUCCUACAACACCAACCACUCCUACAACACCAACCACUCCUACAACGCCAACAACUCCGACAACACCAACUACCCCCACUACACCUACAACACCAACCACACCUACUACUCCUACCACACCUACAACACCCACUACACCUACGACUCCUGCAACUGAACCAACUGAACCAACAACAUAG
This is a messenger RNA of Strongylocentrotus purpuratus (purple sea urchin), 909 nucleotides long. Its product is annotated as integumentary mucin A.1. The coding region runs from base 58 to 909 and encodes 283 amino acids. The transcript is spliced from 4 exons. Lineage: Eukaryota; Metazoa; Echinodermata; Echinoidea; Camarodonta; Strongylocentrotidae. The record is from RefSeq and is a predicted model, not a curated record.